AUGCUAGUUUUUUCUUCUUCAUCUCUCUCUCUCUCUCCCCCUCUCUCUCUUUUUUUUUCUUCUCCAUUAAAAAAAUUCCUCAUAAGGAGUUGUUUGGUUGCAUCAAAUGAUUUGAAAAGAAGAGUCAAAUCAAAUCAAAAGAAGUUUUAUCUAUCUAUCUAUCUUGAUCUAUUCAUAAUCACAGUUAAGGUGGAAGAAUUUUCUUGAGUGACAGAAUUCAAAACAUAGAUCAUAUGUAACAGAGAUAUAGAUGAAUAAGAAGCACGUGUACACACUUCAAUUUACAUCACAAUCUGCAGAUUGAAGUAACAAAGGAAAAUAAAUUAUUUAUAUUUUGUAAUUUUACACAAAAAUAAAUAAAAAAUCGAUGGCUACAUACUUUCAUAAUAAUUCAGAAAUUCAAGGUGGUUCUACCGACGGACUACAAACACUGAUAUUUAUGAACCCGUCGGGAUACAUCAAUUACUCCGACGCGCCGCCGCAACAGCAGCAACAGAAUCUGAUUUUUCUCAAUUCAGCCGCCGCGCUCACCGGAAACACUUCACUCCAGCAACAGAACCUAUCUCAGCCGCCACCACAAUUCGUCGGUGUUCCACUCUCGGCGGAACACUCUGUACACGCCCAUCAUGAUGUCUCGGCCCUGCAUGGCUUCCCUCCGCGCAUGCAGUACAACAUGUGGAACGCAGCUGACCCGAAUUCCACGGCGCGUGAAGGCACACGCGCUACUCAGGGACUGUCUUUAAGCUUACACGCACAAGGUUCCGGCGAGGACGGCCGUGUUUCGAAUGGUGGACAGUGUUCCUCUGUCUCUGGUGGGGUUUCCGGGAUUCAGAGUGUGUUGUUGAGUUCUAAGUAUUUGAAGGCUACACAGGAGUUACUUGACGAGGUUGUUAAUGUUAAUGGUGGGAUUAAGGUUGAGAGUGCUAAGAAGAGUUUUGAGAAGAAUAAGGUUGUUGGAGAAUCUUCAACUGCGGUUAGUGGUGAUGGUGGUUCUGUUGGUGGUGGUGGUGAUGGAAAUGGAAAACGUAGCUCUGAGUUAUCAACUACUGAGAGACAAGAAAUUCAGAUGAAGAAAGCAAAGUUAAUUAACAUGCUUGAUGAAGUGGAACAAAGAUACAGACAAUACCACAACCAAAUGCAGAUGGUGAUAUCCUCAUUUGAGCAAGUAGCAGGGAUUGGUUCUGCAAGAACAUACACUGCACUUGCACUUCAAACGAUUUCGAAGCAAUUUCGGUGCUUAAAAGAUGCAAUCACAGGCCAAAUUAGAGCAGCAAAUAAGAGCUUAGGAGAAGAUGAUAGUUUUGGUGGCAAAAUUGAAGGGUCAAGACUCAAAUAUGUUGAUCAUCAUUUGAGACAGCAAAGAGCUAUUCAACAAUUGGGUAUGAUUCAUCAUAAUGCUUGGAGACCUCAAAGAGGAUUGCCUGAAAGAUCGGUUUCGGUUCUUCGUGCGUGGCUUUUUGAGCACUUCCUUCACCCUUAUCCAAAGGAUUCAGACAAACAUAUGCUUGCAAAACAAACCGGACUUACUAGGAGCCAGGUAUCGAAUUGGUUCAUAAAUGCGCGAGUUCGUCUUUGGAAACCAAUGGUGGAAGAAAUGUACACCGAAGAGAUGAAGGAUCAAGAGGCAAAUGGUUCUGAGGAAAACAAAUCAAGCAAGAAUACCGAUGAAGAUCCUUCGAUGAAAACAACAACUCCACAAGAAAGAGUUCCAACUUCAGAAACAGAAUCCAAAAGUUUCAAUUCCAAACAAGACCUUUCUGUAGUUCCGGUUUCAGCACAAUCAACAUCACCAAUUGGUGUCAAUGUUAGAAACAAUUCAGGAUUCAGCUUCACCGAACUCGAUGGAAUAACUCAAGCAAGUCCAAAAAGAACAAGGAACCAUGAGAUUCUUCAUUCUCCGAAUCAAAUGAAAUCUAACGAGACAGAAAAUAAUGAACAAAUUUCGAUGAAAUUUGGUGGUGACAGACAAAGUAGAGAUGGUUAUUGUUUCAUGGGAAACCAAACUAAUUUCAUCGCCGGAUUUGGUCAAUACCCUAUGGAGGAAAUCGGAAGAUUCGACGCAGAAGAAUUCGCGCCGAGGUUUUCAGGUAAUAAUGGCGUUUCACUCACUCUUGGUUUGCCUCAUUGUGACACAUUAUCAGGAACACAUCAAAGUUUUAUACCAAACCAAAACAUUCAACUAGGAAGAAGGUUGGAAAUGAAUGAAACAAAUGAGUUUGGUGCUAUAAACAAUUCAAAUUCUCAUUCUUCAGCUGCAUUUGAGAGCAUCAACAUGCAGAAUCCAAAGAGGUUCGCUGCACAAUUGCUGCCCGAUUUCGUGGCCUAAAUAAGACAUCGAAAGGUGUCACGCAGUUUUUGAUCUCGGCCAUUUGAUCAAAAUCAAUGGCCGAGAAUGUGUAAUCUUAUUCAUGUGAUCUCUAAUCGAUGACCGAGACCGUUUACAACGCGUAAAUGUGUACUUCUGUACCUGCGAGGAAUCUCGAUCCAUGACGUCGAUUCUUGUUUUCUGUUGAUUUCUUGAAAUCUAUGUGUUUUUACUUUGGGGUAGAAGUGAAGUGUUAUAGUGUAUAAAGAAAGGAGGGAUUUUAUUAUUCUAGUAUAGGUUUAUACCCUGCAUUGCAUAGAACCAUUUGAGUUCUUAGAUGGCAUAGGGAUUUGAAAGUAUAUGGUUGAGGUUGUAUAUUAUUUUUGUAAGUUUUGAAGAUGGGAUAGAUGGGUUUAUAUAUUAUAUAGUUUCAAUUGGUAAAGAUGACAAUAUAUCUUCGAUUGUUUUAUGAUUUUUUUUGUUGCACUUA
Molecule: messenger RNA, 2795 nt
Organism: Vicia villosa (hairy vetch)
Lineage: Eukaryota; Viridiplantae; Streptophyta; Magnoliopsida; Fabales; Fabaceae
Product: BEL1-like homeodomain protein 1
Exons: 7
Coding region: 368-2326 (652 amino acids)
Biological process (GO): regulation of transcription by RNA polymerase II
Molecular function (GO): RNA polymerase II cis-regulatory region sequence-specific DNA binding; DNA-binding transcription factor activity, RNA polymerase II-specific
Source: RefSeq, a predicted model, not a curated record